GCCACUACUAGUAAAAUCCUCUCAAGAUUUUCUCUCUCUUAGGGUUUUCUAUACUACUCUUUUGAGGCAGGACCAAGAAACAACAACAAGAAGAAGCAUUUACAGUAUCAUCAUAGUCUUAAACUAUACUACUACUACGACAACAAUAUGAAUGUGGUGGGAGAGGAUAGGAUUAGUAAACUGCCUGAUACAUUACUUCAUCAUAUACUCUCUUUUCUUCCAACCAAAUGUGCUGUUUCUACCAGCAUUUUGUGGAAAAGAUGGAAGGAUGUGUGGGUAUAUGUUCCUGUUCUCGAUUUUCUCUACUGGGAACCUCCUAGAAUCAUUUUUAAUAGAUACGAAGGUAAUGAUGAAGAAGCCAUUAUCUUGGAGACGAAUAACUUCAUGGAUUUUGUGGAUAGGAUAUUGCUUCUACGCAAUAUGGUAAAUAUAAACAACUUUUGUCUCAAUUGUGAAAGUGGGUUUUUCGAUCAUACGCGGGUGAAUGCAUGGAUCACUACGGCAAUCAAUUGUGGAGUCGAAGAGUUCAUUUUUUCUGGGUCCUACUCAUACCCAAGCAACGGAAGGAUGAUUCCUGAUUCCCUUUUCACUUCUGAAACAUUAACCAAGUUAGAUUUUCAGAUUCAAGAACAAGACAGGCUUGAUCUUCCAGAAUCAAUUUCUCUUCCAAGACUGAAGAUCCUCCGUCUUACGAAUAUUGUAUAUCAUGAUAAGAAAUUGGCAGGAAAACUCUUUUCUAGCUGCCCAGUACUUGAAGAAUUGUGUUUGGCCAAUGGUGGUUUGCAGAAUUUCUAUAGGAUACGUGUUUCCGCUCCUACAUUGAAGUCCUUCAGUCUAACUUGUUGUUUGAGAAGUAAUAUGGGAGAUGUCAUGCCUGUCAAGGUCAAGAUUAAUGCACCAAAUCUAACGUCCUUAACUUUAUCUAAUUGGCUACCAGAAGAUUUUUCUGUGCAUAGCUUCCCAUUGCUACAGGAUGCAGAAUUAUACUACAACUUUAGCGACAUAAAGACCAGAUUUAUUCCAUUAUCUAAUUUUAUAAUGAAGCUCUGCAAUGUAAAGGUCUUGAAACUAUCAGGGAUUUACUUUGAGGUUCUCAAGCUUGCGCAGGAUCUGUCUACAGGUUUCCCUACCUUUGUUUAUUUUCGUCAUAUUUAUCUGAACUUAAAACCUGGUUGUAGGUUGAAUCUUUUUUUUUCUUAUUCGUGUCACACCAUAGAAUAGGUUGCGAUGGUAGGCUUUUGAUUAUAUGGGAAUCAAACUGGAAGGCAACUGAAGCACUUUUGGCAAAGAAGUUGGAAUUUUUUGCGAAAGUAACUUUCAUAGUUUGUCUUGCUUGAGCUUCAGAAUUUUUAACUGCUUUUUUUUAACUGCUAUUGAAUAUCAGUUUAUUAGCAGAUAGUUUCCGACCUGGAGCUAUGUUUUUAAAACUUGACUUUGUUGAAUCCAAUGUUGUGGAGGUAAAUAAGUAAGUCUAUCAAAAAAAGAUAGACCAUCUUUUUAAAGUAAAUUGUCUCU
This is a messenger RNA of Papaver somniferum (opium poppy), 1515 nucleotides long. RefSeq names its product F-box/LRR-repeat protein At3g59200-like. Lineage: Eukaryota; Viridiplantae; Streptophyta; Magnoliopsida; Ranunculales; Papaveraceae. The record is from RefSeq and is a predicted model, not a curated record. The coding region runs from base 148 to 1221 and encodes 357 amino acids. The transcript has 3 exons. Gene Ontology annotation, molecular function: protein binding.